Molecule: messenger RNA, 1818 nt
Organism: Trichoderma citrinoviride
Lineage: Eukaryota; Fungi; Ascomycota; Sordariomycetes; Hypocreales; Hypocreaceae
Product: Nop domain-containing protein
Exons: 3
Coding region: 1-1818 (605 amino acids)
Cellular component (GO): box C/D methylation guide snoRNP complex; small-subunit processome
Molecular function (GO): snoRNA binding
Source: RefSeq, a predicted model, not a curated record
AUGUCGCUCUUUGUUCUCGCCGAGACGCCCGCAGGCUAUGGCCUGCUCAAGGCGACCGACAAGAAGAUGCUCAAGAACGCCGACCUCGCUGCUGAGCUCGGAAAGCCGGAGCGCCUCGUCGAGAUGCUGAAGCUCAAGAAAUUUGUCAAGUUCGACAGCGCCGCCAUGGCCUUGGAGGAGGCCGCCGCCGUUAGCCAGGGCCAGAUUCCUCCCCUGCUGAGCUCUCUCUUGGAGGACCUGCAGGCCGAGAAGAAGGCUUCCCUGGCUGUCGCCGAUCUCAAGUUGGGCACUGCCAUUUCCAACAUGCCCAGCCUCAACAUCACGCCCGUGGCUGGCUCCAACACAAUGGACCUUUUCCGAGCCGUUCGCGAACAUGUUUCGUCUCUUAUCCCCGGCCUCGAGCAGGACGUGCUUGACCGCAUGAGCCUUGGUCUUUCGCACUCAAUGUCCCGACACAAGCUCAAGUUCUCGCCUGAUAAGGUGGACUCCAUGAUCAUCCAGGCUAUCAAGAUGCUUGACGACAUCGACAAGGAGCUCAACGUCUACGCCAUGAGGACAAAGGAGUGGUACGGAUGGCACUUCCCCGAGAUGGCCAAGACCCUCAACGACAACCUGGCCUACGCCCGUGUCGUUCGUGCUGUUGGCAUGCGAGACAACUUCAAGGAUGCCGACCUUUCUGACAUUCUGCCCGAGGACGUUGAGGCUGCCCUGAAGGCGAAUGCCGAGCUCAGCAUGGGUGUCGAGAUUACCGAGGAUGAUUUGAAGAACGCCAUUGACCUCGCGGAUCAGGUUAUUAAGUUUACCGAGUACCGGGCUCAGCUGACGUCUUACCUGGAGAGCCGAAUGCGCGCCAUUGCCCCCAACCUGACUGCUCUGGUGGGCUACUUGGUCGGUGCCAGGCUCAUCGCUCACGCCGGUUCCGUCCUCAGCCUGGCCAAGGCCCCCGGUUCCACCAUCCAGAUUCUCGGUGCCGAGAAGGCCCUGUUCCGAGCUCUCAAGACGAAGAAGGACACCCCCAAGUACGGUAUCAUGUACCACUCCUCUCUCGUUGGCCAGGCCACUGGCAAGAACAAGGGCAAGAUUGCCCGUAUGCUGUCUGCCAAGGUCGCCCUGGGUCUGCGUGUGGAUGCUCUUGGCGAUGAUGAGGAAGAGGAUGAUGAGCAGCGCGCUAUCCUUGGCCUCACCAGCCGAAUCAAGCUCGAGAACCACCUGCGCAGACUCGAGGGCAAGGCCCCUCUGCCCAAGGGCACCAACGUGACUCCCUCCGGUGAAAUCAUCUCUGCCGGCCCCUUCUCUCUCAAGGACACCAGCCGAUACGGCGCCGAUGCCGAUGGUGUCACCGACCACGUCAUGGGCGACGCCGAUGAGGAGCCCGCCCCCAAGAGCAAGAAGGCCAAGAAGGCCAAGAUCCAGGUUGUCGAGGAGCAGGACGUCGAUAUGGAAGACGCCCCUGAGGACUCCGACGAUGACUCCGAUGAGCCCUCUGGCAAGUCGGUGAAGAAGCUCUCGAGCGAGGAGUACGAGCGCCUGGCCGAGGCCGCCGGCCUCUCCGUCAAGAAGUUCAAGCGAAAGUACGAGCGCGGCGACAUCCAGCUCGGCCCCGACGGCAACCCCAAGGUCUUCAGCAAGAAGGAGCUGAAGAAGCUCCGCAAGGCCGAAGAGGCCGCCGCCGCCUCCACGCCCGUCAAGAGCAGCGACAAGCCCGCCGACGCCACGUCUGAGAAGAAGAAGAAGAGAAAGGCCGAAGAGAACGGCGAGGCCCCCGAGUCCGCCAAGAAGGACAAGAAGAAGAAGAAGCGCGACUCUACUGCUGCCUAG